Messenger RNA from Cladocopium goreaui, 3489 nucleotides. The record is from the annotation of a GenBank genome assembly. Lineage: Eukaryota; Dinophyceae; Suessiales; Symbiodiniaceae.
AUGAGAAAACGUUCUGGAUUUUUGACAAGCAAUUUGACCAUUGCCCAACACCUCAAUUCGACGUGCGACCGCUCGCACCAACACGAGCUUGUCAUGGGGCGCGAUCGUGGCUCACCAAUGAAUCGAUCUCGACUGGCUCAGAAGUAUCCUCAAGGCCUUGUGAAUGCCAUCUUGCUUGCCUAUGCCACCUCCAUCGGCAUUGCCCACAACUUGCUCUACAUGAUUGAAGGCUUCAAGAUGCUACAGUCUGAUGCCGCUUUUGAGAAUAACUUGGUGAUUGGUGGAUUGGUCCAACAACCUGAGGAGAUCUAUAACCUGACCAACAACCAUGUCACGGAGAUCUACCCCUUGGACGAAGCAAUGGAACCCAAGGAGAACUUCCCAGGCACUCAUCCACUAUCACUAGAAGCCCUUGUGAAGCGUGCACAUGAUGGUCUGGGCCAUCCAGGCAAGGAGAGAUUUCUCCGUAUCCUCGCCAACAGCAAGGCCAGCUCCAAGGUGAUGGAGAUUGCCAAGUCACUGAAGUGCUCGGUGUGUGAAAAGUUUCGACUUCCUCGGCCAUCGAGGGCGGCGGCACCCCCAAAGGAGAUUGGGUUGAACGAAGUGGUGGGGAUUGACACCAUCCAAUUGAGAGCACCUUUCUCCAACAAGACCAAGUACUGCAUCAACAUCGACGUCUUUUACAAGACGAUUGAACAAACGAAAUGUUCCACCUGGGAUGAAUGGUAUCAGACUAUUGACUUGGCAUGCAGCACCAAGAACAGAUUAUCCACUCGCGGUGGCUACUCUCCGGCUCAACGAGUCUUUGGAUACCAACAACGUAUCCCCGGUGGAUUGAUGUCUGAUGGUGAAGGUGAUCUUGCAGUACAAAGCUUGGCAGCCGCAGGUGACACUGAUGUCGCCAGGGCAAUGAUGAUUCGAAAAGCGGCCUCUCAGGCCUUUCAUGAAGUUGACUGCCAACAAGCAGUCCGGGCGGCAGCUACUCAUGGUCCUCGACCUCAUUUUGCCUAUGAGACUGGUCAAGCUGUGUACUUUUGGCGAAGAGGCACCGAUGCAGCCAGAAAGCCAGCCAUUUACUUCUGGCAUGGUCCUGCUAGAGUAGUUGCAACACAGCUGCCAUCUACUGUGUGGCUUUCCUACAACCACCAUUUGGUUAAGGCAUCACCAGAAAAACUUCGCCCAGCGUCUGAGGAGGAGUUCUACUCUAUCUCUGGAUGGCUUGAAGGUAUUUCAAAUGCCAAGAAACAGUUUGAGACUGACAAGGUCAAGGGCAUGAUUGAUCUCUCUCAGGAGAAUGAUGAUCUACCUCCCACAGAACCACAAGACUCUUGGCGUCGGGAAGGCAACUUUUGGAUUCGGGUUCAUGAACUCCCACGGCGAGAACUAUUUCGCCCUGAUCAUGACCUCUCCAAACUACCAGUUCACUUGGAUCAAUUGCUGCCGUGGAGGAAAACAAUCAUGUCAAUUACUGGUGGCGAUCAAGAGAUCCUCGAAGAUGAAUGGACCCAUGGACAGGACUUCCCUAGCCAUGGACAUGAGUGGAUUGGAGAGACAUGGUUUGAAGAAAAGCCACCUCCUGAACCCCGAGAACAACUCAAGCGACCAGCAGAUCCGCUGGUACCUAGGGCCCGAAUCACUCAGAAAGCCAGGAUUGAUCCAGAGCAGAUGAUUCCACUAUCACAAGCUCCUAUGGCCAAGCCCGAGCAACCUGCAGUGGUAAUCCCUUCGCCGAGAGUGCCAGAGAUUGAGGCCCCACCGGGACUUCCUGCUCCCGAACCUGAACUACCAGCUCCCCAUGAACCAGAAGCGCCAGAAUCGACAUCAUUGACCCCGAUGGAUGCUUCUGAUGAAGGAUCUGCUCCUGAUGAUCGCAAACGGGUUUUUGAUGAAGUUCUUCAACCAGAAGGUGCUUGGGAGGAGCUGCCAGCCUCCAAGCGCACCAGACUUGAGUUGCUGGAGAUGUAUUUCACAACUAUCUCCAACAAAUCGGCCACUAGACAAAGAAAGGGAAAAGAAGCGACAGCCAAAGACUUCCAAGGCCGAGACCGAGAACGACUCAUGCGAGCCAUUCAGAAGGAGUUCAACAACAAUCUGGCGACAGGUGCCUAUGAACUCCUUUCCCCACAGGAAUCAGCACGAGUGAGAGCACAAAACCCGGAAAAGAUCAUGGAGUCCCGCUAUGUCCUCACAAAGAAGCCCAUUGAAGAUUUUGCCCUUGAAGAUGCCAUCUCAGCUGAUGAGGUGCUGGAUUCAUCUGAGCCAGACCAACCUGCGAAGGCGAAGUGCCGCCAUGUUAUGCAAGGCUAUUCAGAGGCGGCACUCCUUGACUUGGAGACGAGCACUCCUCAGGUGCAUCGAGACUCUGUCAUUUUUGCUGCUCAAGUCAUGGCCAGUAUGCGUUGGAUUCCUGGUUUUGCAGAUUUUACCCAGGCAUUUCAUUCUGGUGAUCCGAUUGAUCGGGAGCUUUAUGCGGAACAACCAGCAGAAGGACUUCCCAAUGCCGAACGAGGUAAAACUGCUUUGAUUCAGCAGUCAUUUCCUCGACCAUUGAUACGUGACCUUAUCAAUGCGAACCAGAUUGCGAAGGAAGCUUUGGACUUCAAGGAGCUUGGCCUAUUCCUCUGGAUCGACUACAUGCUGGAGUUGUUACUGACGCAUCGUGGGGGAAUUCCAAGGAAUUUGGAUCAUAUCUUGAAACCAGCGCUACGAACGACUGGUGGGAGGAAACAGACCAAUCUUGGAUCCGUCACCAUGUGGACACACGAACGACAAGUUUUCAUCCAGCGGCAUGCGCUGAUGGACCAGAUCUUCACCAGCUUCUACCAGAUCGCCAUACGGAAAUCAGAAAUGCCCAGAGAAGCUGAGGGCAACAUUCUUGAUGCCAAGGACAUUCAUGCCGGUUACGACCAGCUGAACAAGCUCUUCAGCCAGGGUGGUGAGAUGGUUAUCUUCUAUGACAAGGACCUGCCGAAGUCCCAGACUCUCCAGAAUGUCUCCCUGGCGUCAUGGAAGAGCUACCGUUUAAAGCGACGGACCGUCAACACCCUGAGCUCUGAGACUCAAGCUUUAGUCCGUGGUCUCAGCUCAGUCCAUUGGUAUAGGGUUCUCAUCCUAGAGGCUCGUGGUCUCCAUUUGUCAGCCAGAGAAUGGCAUCGCGAAGUAGCUCAACUUCCAUUUAUUUGUGUCACUGACUCAAAGUCAUUGUAUGACACAAUUUGCAAGUGCACCAAUCCUGCCUCCCAAUGUGAAGACAAGCGUACUUCGAUCGACAUUUCGUUGAUCAAGCAGGAGAUCGCGGAGCUCAAUGGCACGAUCAGAUGGAUCGAUGGUCGGACCAUGUUGGCUGACAGCCUCACCAAAGAAAGUAAAGCAGAUCUCUUACGGCAUGUCAUGAAAACUGGCCAAUGGAGUAUUUUGGAGGAGGGUUCCGCACUUCAGAGGAAACUCCUCGAGAGAACAUCUCGUCAUGAGGUGCUAUUUAUUUUCUAA